ACACUUCUAGCUGUGCACCUUUGGUAAGUCAUUGAUAUUUCCUUGUCUAUUUGUAUCAACCUUAUAUCUAUUCUAUUCUUCUCUUUUUUCCCCCGCUUUAUUGAGGCAAGGAAGAACUCGUACGUCUCUCCGCAUCCACCUCUACCUUCAACAUGGCCAACCCUAGAGUCGAAGAGCUUCCCGAUGACGAGCCCAAGAAGGUCUCCGUUGAGGAGCAUGAUGACGAUGACAGCUCCGACUCCGAGAUCGAGGUUGGCGAGGGUGGUGCUGGAGGUUCCACUGCUGUUGUCCAUUCCCGCAACGAAAAGAAGGCACGAAAGGCCAUUGAGAAGCUUCACCUUACCCGCGUCACCGGUAUCACUCGAGUAACACUCCGACGACCUAAGAACAUCUUGUUUGUUAUCAACAAUCCUGAAGUGUACAAGUCGCCGAACAGCAACACCUACAUUGUGUUUGGAGAGGCUAAGAUUGAGGACCUCAACUCAGCAGCUCAGCAAGCUGCCGCCCAAUCCCUUGCCGCUCCCGGUGGUGAUCACGACCAUGCUGGCCACGACCACAGCCACGGAGAGCCUAGCAAGGCGGUAGAGGGUGCAGAUGACAAGAAGGAUGACGAUGACGACGACGAAGAGGUCGACGCUGAUGGCCUCGAAGAUAAGGAUAUUGAGCUUGUUAUGACCCAAGCCAACGUUAAACGAAACAAGGCCAUCAAGGCUUUGAAAGAGAACGACAACGACAUAGUCAAUUCGAUUAUGGCGCUGAGUGUUUGAUGAUUUGACCUGGGAUUGAUGAGAGUUCCGUUAGGGAGAUGAGGUCUGGGCUAUGGGUGGUUCGGCUAGAUGCAUUGCGACUACGGAAAAGUUUGCAUUGAGGGAAACAAGGGAAGUCGGUCGGCUGUGAAUUAACAAGCUACGAUACCUUACAAUGGAUUCCUGCAACGCUGUGAAUACCACUAUUUUGAAUUUCGACCCGUAAUUGGGUGUGUUUUGUUUUUUUAUCCCGGUGACUAGAGUAUCUUGUGAGAUAUGAAUAUGAAUAUGAAUAUGAGUUGUGCGUAGUGUAUAGUAGGGGAGAUGCUAUAACAUCGAUUAAGGUUUAUGGAAAAGAAUACACUGUUGAACUUGGGAAUGGGAUGCCUACCUCUUCAAGCUAAUAACGGUAUAUUAUACGAGGUGGGAAUAUAUGAUACCAUUACACGUAUUGCCAUAUAUACAUAUGUAUAAUGUACCCAGGUACCUAUAAGUCAUACAAUCACGUGACUAGCUGGUCACGG
Messenger RNA from Hypoxylon trugodes, 1270 nucleotides. RefSeq names its product nascent polypeptide-associated complex, alpha subunit. Gene Ontology annotation, biological process: protein targeting to membrane. Bases 153 to 767 code for a protein of 204 amino acids. The record is from RefSeq and is a predicted model, not a curated record. Gene Ontology annotation, cellular component: nascent polypeptide-associated complex; cytoplasm. NCBI's taxonomy places the organism in Eukaryota, Fungi, Ascomycota, Sordariomycetes, Xylariales, Hypoxylaceae. The transcript is spliced from 4 exons.